AUUCUUCUCUCACGUGGCACGCUCACAAAUUCUCAAGAUGCCAGACUCGAUCUCUGGAAUACCAGAAAAAGAUGACUUCCAAAACGAGCUUGUCUUUGAGAGAAACCGACUUCCACCAAGAGCAUACUUUAUCCCAAAGCACGCUCUGAAUCUCAACGGGCGUUGGAAGUUUCAUUAUGCUUCAUGUCCUGCUAAGGCUCCAUCUGAGUCUGAAGACAUUGAAUCAAUUGAAGGUUCAUCAACAAUCGACGUUCCAGGCCACUGGCAGCUACAGGGCCACGGCAAGCCACACUAUACGAAUGUUCAAUUUCCAUUCCCAGUCUGUCCACCCUAUGUUCCUUCCGAGAAUCCAGUGGGAACCUAUUCCACAGAGUUCAGAGUACCUUCCAAAUGGAAUGGUGGAGGCGAAAUGAGUUACCGAUUGAGAUUCGAAGGCGUCGAUAGUGCAUUCCAUCUCAGUGUUAAUGGCUCUCCAUUUCAAGCGAGGUAUAGUCAAGGAAGCCGUAAUCCUGCAGAGUUUGACAUCACCGACCUUUUGACGAAAGAUGGAUCAAAUUUGAAUAAAGUCACAGUUCGUGUUUAUCAAUGGUGUGAUGGGAGUUAUAUAGAGGAUCAAGAUCAAUGGUGGCUUUCUGGUGAAGUUACUUCGAUUCUGUAAUCAUUCUUUGGCUAACAGAAAGACAGGCAUAUUCCGAGAUGUUUAUUUAAUUGCAUUUCCGACACGGGGCUAUAUCGAAGAUUUCACUGUGCGAACAGAGCUUGAUAAAAAUUAUCAGAACGCGCAGUUGACACUUGAUCUUGUGUAUUCCCUAGCAAGAGCAUCAACCGUUAUUGUUAAGCUUAAAGGUCAGGGAACUGCACCUAUGGUCUUUGAAAAAAAGCUUGAACUUGAACCUCAAUCAACCAGCAAAGGCUUCAGUUUCGAUGUCGAAAAUCCCCUGAAGUGGACCGCCGAAACACCUGCACUCUAUAACCUUUCAAUUCGGCUUGGCGAACAAUCCGAGAAACAAGAGCCACUUCAAACCAUCCAUCAAGAAGUUGGAUUUCGUAAGGUUGAGAUCAAGAAUGGGAAUUUGACCGUCAAUGGCAAAGCUGUUCUUUUAAAUGGAGCAAACCGACAUGACCACCACGCUAAAUAUGGCCGAGCUGUUCCACUGGAUUUCAUACGUCGAGACCUCCUUCUCAUGAAGACUCACAAUAUCAAUGCCCUGCGGUGCUCCCACUACCCUUCUCACCCUGAAAUCUACUCGAUGGCAAACCAGCUUGGGCUAUACGUCAUGGAUGAAGCAGAUUUGGAAUGCCACGGAUUUUACGACGCGGUUGCAAGGCCUUUGGAGAUUCCCGAAAGCAAGCCAUACGAAGAGAGGAAGUUGUUGACUUUUCCACAGUCUGCUAAAUUUACUACUGACAAGGAAUCGUGGCAAGGGGCUUAUGUGGAAAGAAUGAAGCAGAUGGUUCAUAGGGAUAAAAACCACCCGUCUAUCAUCAUGUGGAGUUUGGGUAACGAAGCUUUCUAUGGGAGGAAUCACAAGGCUAUGUACGACUGGACCAGACAAGCGGAUCCAACUCGUCCGGUACACUACGAAGGAGAUGCAAAAGCGCUAUCGGCCGACAUGUUUAGCUACAUGUACUUACCAAUCCCAGAGUUGAUCAAACGAGCAAUCGAGGAUGGAGAUGAUUUCGAAAAACCAAUCAUUCUCUGCGAGGUAAGCGAACCUCCAUUUUUCUCGUCAUUUCCUGGAGCAAAUCCGCCUUCCAUCCUUUUAUUCUUUUAUACCAUAUUAAUGCAAGCGGAGUCUAACAUGCCAUUAGUUUGCUCAUGCCAUGGGAACAGGUCCUGGGGCAUUGAAAGAAUACCAUGAUGCAUUCCUUGCCCAUCGUCGGCUUCAAGGUGGUUUUAUUUGGGAAUGGGCUGACCAUGGAUUGCAAACCACAACCAAAGAUGGUGGGCCAUUCUUCGCUUAUGGUGGGGAUUUCGGAGACUUUCCCAACGAUGGCAAUUUCGUCAUGGACGGUUUAUGUGACUCGGAACAUAACCCGAGAUCAGCUCUAGUGGAAACCAAGAAAGUGUUUGAACCAGUCCGUAUCCAGAAAGUGGACGACAAGUUAGUAAUUACAAACUUGUACGAUUUUGUCUCACUGGAUCAUCUUAAGGCACAUUGGAAAAUUUCCAAAUUCUCCACUGGGUAAGACUUGCUAUCAUUGAUGAUUCCUGCGAAUAUGCCUAACAUUCUUGCAGAGCGAACGAAUCAGUUUUGGCAUCUGGACCUCUGUCACUACCAAAAAUUGCGGCCGGAAACUCUGCAACAAUUGAUCUUCCAGGCCUGGACCAUUAUCAACCUGGAGGUGGCGAAUUCGUCGUUUCUAUCUCCCUCGAACUUGCCUCCUCGAACCUGUGGGCAGAAGCUGGGCACCAGAUUGCGUGGGGCCAAUUCCCACUCAGCAGAAUCGAGUCCAGCAGUACUGAAAAGGCUCAUGGUUUCGAUAGCCCAGUUAUAUCUACUCAUAAAGCAAUCCUAUCAUUUUCCACGUCGGAUCUCAAUUUUCAAUUCGACACCAGCACAGAUCAAAUCAUCAAAUGGGCUGUAAGAGGAAAAGACAUCUUCGAUGGCGCAGAAGGACCACAACUAACAUUCUGGCGUGCUCCCACGGAUAAUGACAUACCCGAAAUUGCCUUAUAUUGGGCGCUCUUUGGUCUCGAUUCCAUGGAAAAACAAGUCCGAUCCUAUAUUCAUACUUGUAUCGACGGGGUACUAGAAAUCACAGUCAAGAGCUGGAUUGGCCCUCCCAUUCUCGCUUGGGGGUUUGACACAACUACAAAAUAUAUUGUAUCUGGAGAUGGAAGCAUCAAAAUUGACAUCUACGCUGAGCCACAAGGUCCAUUUCCAACCACGUUACCGCGAUUCGGGCUCGAAAUGGAAUUAGCGAAAGAUACCAGCACGGUAAAAUGGUACGGUCUUGGACCAGGCGAAACCUACCGCGACAUGAAACAAGCGGGUAAAUUGGGAGUAUGGGCAAAAGAAGUUGACCAAAUGAUCACUAGCAACGCAUUUCCUCAAGAAAGCGGGAAUCGAACUGACACCAAAUGGAUCCAUCUUCUCAAUCCCAAGGGCACAGGACUCCAAGCUGAAAUGUGGUGCGAAGAGCCAUUCGGGAAUGGAAGUUUCGACUUCAACGUAAAUAGACAUACAGCACACGAAUUGGAGAAGGCGAAACAUCCUCAUGAAUUGGCGUCCAGUGAUAAAGUCAUCUUCCGGAUUGAUGGGUCGCAUCACGGGCUAGGAACUGCGAGCUGUGGCCCACCUACCUUGGAACAGCAUUCCUUGGAGACAGGAAUCUUGGAUUUUGUUGUGGUUUUGACCCCUAUGGCUUGAGAGAUUUCCUGAAAAAGUGUAGCAAAUCUGGGUUUGAUACCAAAGUAGGUAUUUUUCAAGAAUAGAAGCUUGUCAAUAUGUAACAAGCAGUGGAUCUUCCCAUGAAUACAAGAAACGCAAAAAUGCCCAGGGUUAUAUUAUCCUCCGCUAAGAGUGGGGCUCAAUACUGUAUCAUUCUCCAGAAAUUAUAAUUAGAACGCCGUCGGUGUGUUGGCCGUUACAAAUUUAUAUAUG
Hymenoscyphus albidus is the source of this 3608-nucleotide messenger RNA. The record is from the annotation of a GenBank genome assembly. NCBI's taxonomy places the organism in Eukaryota, Fungi, Ascomycota, Leotiomycetes, Helotiales, Helotiaceae.